Syngnathoides biaculeatus (alligator pipefish) is the source of this 7579-nucleotide messenger RNA. RefSeq names its product collagen alpha-1(XXVII) chain B-like. The record is from RefSeq and is a predicted model, not a curated record. The coding region runs from base 603 to 5891 and encodes 1762 amino acids. Lineage: Eukaryota; Metazoa; Chordata; Actinopteri; Syngnathiformes; Syngnathidae. Gene Ontology annotation, molecular function: extracellular matrix structural constituent. The transcript is spliced from 61 exons.
UCGACCAAAUAAUUUGGGACUCGGGGAGAUCUGGCAGUUGACACGAAUGUCAGCCUGUUGAAAGGUUAAACGCAGCUUUACUUUUUUGCCAGCCAUUUUCUUCUCUUUCCCCUCGUCCCGGAGCAGCAGGACGAGGAGGAGGAGGAGGAGGGAAGCCAGCAGUUGCGUCCCGUGGCCGCUGGGGCGUGAAACUCGACACCGCGCGCACGGGGCCCCCCCCCCGGUUUUAAAAGGGAAAGCGAUGGGAGGCAGGCUCCUUACACCGUCAGCACCGAGCGAGCGAGCGGGCGGACCGGCACCGGCAGCGGCAGCGGCAGCGGCAGCGGCAGGCACCCACUCCCUCCCUCGAUCCGGACCAGCCUCAAUGAAUGAAGCACCGGGGAAUAUCCACACGCACACGCCAGCGGGGGAGCCACGCGGAUCGGACGUCGGCCUCGACGGGCUCUAGUCAACAUGCGCUUUCCCUCCCGGAGCUUCAGCCCGAGCUGCGCCCACGCGUGACUGACCGGCCGCCGGUGCGUCUUCUUCAUGCCCGCCCUUGCCGAAGAGUCACGCUGUGAUUGACGGAUCCGGUUUUUGACUGCCAGGACAAAUGAAUACAAAUGAAUUUAGGCACCCAAAGGAGAGAUUGCAAAACCUCUCAUCUAGGCACAAAGAGAGCCCUACUGCUCUGUACCGUUUUCUACUGUACUUGUUACCUGGGACUUACACAAGUACACUCUGAAGAUGUGGACAUCCUCCAAAAGUUGGGGCUUCAGGGAGAUAAGCCAUCACGCUCCACACCUGCUGGGGUCAUUCCCUUCAGAUCCGGAAUCAUCCUCAACCAACUGGCGCACAUCGAGGGUCCACUGCACUCCAUCUGGCCGACGGGGGUCUGGAGCGACGCCGCACUGGUCCUGAGCGUGCGCUCGCACAGAGUCAACAACGCUUUCCUCUUCAGCCUCCUCUCGGAGAAGAAGAAGCUUCUCCUCGGCCUGCAGCUUGUACCGGGCAGUCUAGUCCUCCACACGGGACCGAACACCUCGGUGGCGCUGCCCUACGAACCUCACGACGGCCAGUGGCACCAGCUGGCGGUGGGAAUUAAUGGACAGAAAGUGACUCUAUAUGCCUCCUGCGGAGCGCAGAGUGUUCAUGUGGACUUUGGGUGGGGCAGUGGCGAGGGACUGGCCCCGGAGCGCCGGGGCUCCUUCCUGCUGGGCCGUUCAAGCCGACAACAAAUUUGGGCGCACUUUGAAGGAGCCAUCUGCCAGUUUGACCUGAUCCCGUCUGCCCAGGCAGCUCACAACUACUGCAAGUACAUUAAGAAACAGUGCAGGGAAGCCGACACGUUCAGGCCUAAUCUCGCACCCUUGCUGCCCGUCUUACCGCGACAAAUCAACGCGUCGUCCACGGCCGCCCCCAAACACAGUAGCCUGAUAACCAAGAAGGCCACCGGGCGCAGCCUCGCAAGGAGUGUCGCGGCUGCCGCUUCUGCUGUCAGAUAUGUAGCCCACGUCCAAACAAUAAAGCCCACCCCCAGGACCACUCCUACUCCUUUGCCGGGAACUGUGAUGCCGGUCACAGCUCAGCUCGGCCUCGUCUCCCCGCCGACCAAAGCCAGAACUGAAACUGUCACGGCUCCGCUCGGGACCACAGCCGCUCCGACCAAACCGCCUGCCACGGGACCCUCCACCUCUAAAACUACAAGUCAGACAACCCCCAGACUAAUUUCUCCACAUCCCACUUCUCAAAACAGAAAGGCAAUUGCCGUAACCGGAGAGAAGAAGGAACCCACUCCCACGGUUCCUUCAAGCCCAAACCCUUCCAAGAACAAACUUGACACUGGUUCAUCAGCUCAAGCUCCAGCACCAAAGAAACCGCAGCCAACCGCAGCUAAGAAAACCCCCAGUAAGCCCAAAGUCUUACCAUCCAAAGCCACCCUCUCUCAGCCUAAGCUAAAUUCUGUCAAAGUGCUUCCCUCUAAACCAGCGGUGUCCAAAGUGAACCCCUCAAAACCAACUAUCUCUAAAACCUUUGCGAAAACCGCCAAGCCUAACUCCAAAAUGGCCAUCAUGCCAACCAAGCAAGCCAGAACCACCGCGGCCCCAGUCACCCCACGACUUACUACACCUUGGGACGGUUUUGUAACAUCACCUGCCACCGACGGCUUCCAGAGCUGGGAUGUGCCGCCGACUCAGUUCUCACUGCUAGCCGGACCCGUCGGACUAAAAGGAGAACCUGGCCCGGCGGGACUUCAAGGACCUCCAGGGAGGCCAGGCCUGCCAGGGAAGAGGGGUGCUCGGGGCCCCCCGGGUCCCCACGGGAUCCCCGGCCGACCUGGUCCAGCCGGCCUCAAGGGUCGAAAAGGAGAUCCUGGCAUCUCACCCGGGCCAGCCCCUAAAGGAGAGAAGGGCGACACGGGACUCAUCGGCCCGCUCGGAAUGGUCGGUCAAGAAGGUCGAAAGGGACAAAAAGGUUACCCCGGUCCACCUGGACUCCCCGGAGAAUCUGGAGAGCAAGGUCCAGUCGGAAGCCCCGGUGCCAAAGGUUAUCCUGGCAGGCAGGGUUUACCUGGCCCGAUAGGACCUUUGGGGCCCAAAGGCGUGCGGGGUUUCAUUGGAAUCCCCGGGCUUUUUGGCCUCCCUGGACCUGAUGGAGAAAGAGGCAUUCCCGGCGAACCAGGCAAGAGGGGCAAGAUGGGUAGGCCGGGCUUUCCGGGGGACUUCGGGGAGCGGGGACCGCCCGGAGCAGACGGAGAACCAGGCCAGAUGGGAGCCCCCGGUCCAAAUGGAGUUGUCGGACUAAUUGGUGACAUGGGACCCGUUGGCGAGAUGGGCCUUCCUGGACCUACCGGACUGAAGGGGGUUCCCGGAAAUCCAGGAGAACCAGGACUGAAAGGUGAUAAGGGUGACAUCGGGCUUCCCGGCGAGCAAGGCGAGAUCGGGUUCAAAGGAGACAAGGGCAUCCAGGGCGCUUCAGGACCGCCUGGCCUCCGUGGGAAACCAGGACCGCAGGGUAGUCCGGGGGACAAAGGCCCCGACGGCGCACCGGGACCGUUAGGCCCCGAGGGUUUCCCCGGCGACAUGGGACCACCGGGAGAAAAUGGCCUCGAAGGACCAAAGGGAAAGCUGGGCACGAGAGGUUUACCGGGGCCGCAGGGUUUACCUGGCUUGGAAGGAGACGAAGGACCCGUCGGACCGUCCGGACCAACAGGAUUUGAGGGUCGACUGGGCAGAAAAGGUUUUCCCGGGAAGGUCGGGCCUGAAGGAGUGAAGGGAGAAACUGGCAUCACGGGAAAAGUUGGCGUCAUGGGAGAAAGAGGCUUAGUGGGUUUCAUCGGACCUGUGGGCGAGGUGGGAAUGGCGGGAGAGAAGGGGGACCGAGGGACGAUGGGUCUUCCCGGACCGCCUGGAGAGAAAGGCUCGGAUGGUCACCCGGGGACACCAGGGGAGACCGGGCCUUCGGGACCGCCAGGAAGACCAGGACCGCCUGGAGCGACGGGGCCAGCAGGUACCAGAGGACCCAAAGGCUUGCGGGGCGCGACGGGGCCCGACGGUCCGACGGGAGAGUUGGGGUCAGAGGGCAAGAAGGGUCCAGACGGUCCUCCGGGGAAAAUCGGCUUCCCCGGACCUCAGGGUACAAUCGGGGAGUCGGGGGAACCCGGGCCCAAAGGUUUUCCCGGCGUGCAAGGGCCGUCGGGGUCUCCGGGGGACAAGGGAAUCGCAGGCGAGCAGGGGGCGUCCGGACCACCCGGAACUCUUGGACUGUUGGGAGAAAUUGGUCAGAAGGGUCCUCCGGGUAGCCUGGGAGAACCAGGACCGCCAGGCGAGCCGGGGAGCAAGGGAGCCAUCGGCGCAGACGGGAACAUCGGAGAGCAGGGACUCAUCGGCCCUCGGGGCGAGUCAGGUCUGGAGGGAGAGGCUGGUCCCGCUGGUCCUGAUGGAACUAAGGGUGAAAAGGGCGACGUGGGCCAGGAGGGCGACAACGGCGAAAAGGGCGAAACUGGUCUGAAGGGAAAGGAGGGCCCACCCGGAAGUCCCGGAAUCCCCGGAGUCAGAGGCCAAGAAGGGAAAUCUGGUAAAAUUGGAGAAAGAGGCAAACUAGGACCAAAGGGCGCCAAAGGCCACCAAGGUCACCUCGGGGAGACCGGGACAGUGGGCAAGACCGGACCGCAGGGCAGCGUCGGGCCCAAGGGCUCCAGAGGGACCAUCGGACACGUGGGCGCUCCAGGCCGAAUGGGUCCACAAGGGGAAACGGGCAUUUCGGGUUAUGAGGGCCACCAGGGACCGUCUGGCCCAAUGGGACGUGCGGGACCCAAAGGUGAAAAGGGCGAGCAGGGGGACGACGGCAAGACCGAGGGUCCUCCCGGUCCCGCAGGUGACAUAGGUCCACCGGGCGACAGGGGAGAAAGGGGGGAACCGGGUGACCCGGGCUACAAAGGCCAAGUCGGCGUGGAUGGCGAACGAGGCCGAGCCGGCGCUCUUGGACUUCCUGGUCAUCCUGGACCGCGAGGCGUUCAAGGAGCCAAAGGGGCUAAAGGAGCUCAAGGUCAAAAGGGCAAAAGAGGUCAGGCGGGGGCAAAAGGCGCCCGAGGAACCGAGGGCGCGGGCGGCCCGAUCGGGCCCAGAGGCGUGGUGGGCAGAGAGGGGCAGGAGGGCGCCCCCGGGAUGGACGGGACGCCCGGAAAGGACGGCGGCAAAGGCGUGCCGGGAGAGCACGGAAAUGAUGGCGAGAUCGGCCUGCCGGGCAAAGCCGGCCCUCGCGGCAAGACCGGCGUUACGGGACUCCCUGGAGAUCAGGGGGCCUUUGGACCAAAGGGGGAGCGAGGUCUCCGCGGGCAGAGCGGACCCCCGGGCAAACGAGGCUUCCGAGGAGGGAUGGGACUUCCCGGGACGCGAGGACAAGCGGGACCCAAGGGACAACCUGGCGACGUCGGCGAAUCCGGUUUUCCAGGAAUCCUUGGAGUUUUUGGUCCAAAAGGGCCUUCAGGAGACGCCGGUCCCAAAGGCGUUCGAGGGCCGAAGGGGCCGCAAGGCGUCAUGGGCAGAAGCGGCAUCGUGGGCCCUGCGGGAACGAUUGGCCCCAGUGGAAGCGCAGGACCCAGAGGAGAGAAAGGCAGCCGUGGAGCCAUGGGAGUCCAAGGACCGAGGGGAGCUCCUGGACCUCGUGGACGCCGCGGACCACCAGGUCCAAUUCGUGUCCCCCCAUCAUUUAAAGAGGAUGGUCUUUUGUACAUGGAUUCACACAGCCAGCUCAGGAAUGAGAAUAAGCUAGUGAUGGACCUGCCCAUGCUGGACCAGGGUGCAGAGAUCUUCAAGACCCUCCACUACCUCACUAACCUGAUCCAGAGCCUCAAGAACCCACUGGGCACCAGGGACAAUCCUGCCCGCAUCUGCAGGGACCUGGACAGCUGUGAACACAGGUUCAAUGAUGGCCCUUACUGGAUCGAUCCGAACCUCGGCUGCACGUCCGACACCAUCGAAGUCACCUGCAACUUUACAGCCGGCGGACAGACUUGCCUGAAACCAGUAACUGUAUCCAAGACAGCGUUCAGCGUAGGCCGCGUCCAGAUGAACUUCCUCCACCUGUUGAGCGCCGAGGCGGUCCAGCACGUCACCGUCCACUGCCUGAACAUCUCCGUCUGGGGCUCCGGCCAGCAUUCGCCGGCUUCCCGCGGAUCCUCCGUGUCCUUCAGAGCGUGGACCGGCGAGGUUUUCGAGGCCGGAGGGGAGCUGGAGCCCGACGUGGUGGAGGAUUCCUGCUGGAUGCGAGACGGCCGCUGGCACCAGGCCCGAUUCGUGUUCCGUUCCCCGGACCCGUCCCUGCUGCCCGUGACCGACGUGCUCCGUCUGCCCGAGCCCGGCGCCGGGUCCCACUACCACCUGGAGGUCGGUCCCGUCUGCUUCGCGUGAGGCGGGAAACGUCAUCUCGGCGGAAUUCGGCUCGAUACUUCCCCUCGCCGACCAGCCUGUGCCAACCUCUCAUAGAGGGGAGCUGAUGAGGAUGAGCAGGGGUUGGGGGGGGGGUUCUUGCACUAAUGUCCUCUCAAUAGCUUCUUGCAGCUCCUCCGUGAAAUGAACCAAAGCAUAAAAAAAAAUAUUGGCCUGCACCGUCUCUCUGGAACAUUUCCAAGUGAAGGGACGCCUGCUGGCCCAAUCAAUCAGAUUCCAAUUAUAUAUAUAUAUAUAUAUGAAAAAAAAACUUAUUUUUGUAUACAUUCCGUAUACCACCUGAUUUUAUUUUUUGCGUAACAACAACAAGAAGAAACAAAAUCCUUUCUGAAAUCCUACGAGAGAAAAAUAUCAUUAAGCAAUGUACAUAUAUGUUUUCUUAUUCUUAUGAUUAUCUUUGUUUUGGUUUUUUUUUAAUCUUAUUUUCAAGUGCAAUAGAAGAGAAGAUAAUAUUCCAGGUUCAACUGAAAUGAGAGGAGGCCAGUGAGUUUUUAUUUGAUUUCAUUUCGGUGCUCAUCUCCUUCCGAUAUUACUCAUGUAGUUUAUUUUUAUUAUUAUUAUUAUUAUUAUUUGUUUUGUUAUAUUGUUCAGGCAGAAAUCACGUGUGUAUUUAUUAGUGUGCACUCCAAAAGGGAGAAAAAAAAGACUUAUUAUAGAUGCCACUGAUGUGAAUAUCUGCAUCUUUUGCAAAGAUAAUAUCCAUAGGGAAAAAAAUACAUAUGGCGCUUUUGUUCUCUUGAUUUAUUUUUAUUUUGGGGGGAGUCAAAUUGGGAUCUUUCAUCCACGCAAAUUCUUUAAUAAUCGAUGAACGAAAGGUGCUAAUCAUAAUGCUGUAAUUACACCACUCUGCUGUCAUAUUCUGUUGCUCAUAGUGCAGGCUCGCUUGCAGUAAAAAAAAAAAAAAAGAUAUAUAAAUAGGUAUUAUUGUUUGAGAUUAUGUAAUUGUAGUUUGCAGACAGUCGUCCUGUUGGUUAUGAAAAACAUCUUACGUUGUUAGUAGCAACCACAGUGUUUUUUUUAAUAUAUUUGAUUUUUUGUUUUUUUUUGUACAAAGCGCCCCAUGCAGCAGCUGUGUAUGUAAUAGUCAUGAAGAAAAACAUUUUUGUAUACCGUGGAGCCCCCUCUUUACUAAUUUAAUUUUAUUUAAUUUCUUGAGCGGCAAAUAUCUUUUUACUCUCCUUGCAGAAUACCUUUCUAUAAAUAUAUAUAAAUAGCAGUUGGCCCAACUGGUCUUGGAGUUUAUAUAUAAUUUUUUUUUUUCCCAUACGUGUACAUUUUGGGGCUCCAGAGAACAAAUUGAUCGCAAUAUAAAUGUCUUUGUUUGUUUCUCUAUGAUAAUCCAACAUGUACUGUAUCAGGUGCUAUUCUAUUCUGUUAAGAAAAAAUAAUGCAAAUAUGUGAAGUGUUUUUUUUUCCUUGUUUUGUAAAAUUUUUUUGUGGCCAUGGAAGCAAGCUGAGAGAACCUGACAUUUUGCGCAAUAACCGUGCAAAAGGUGAAUAAUAAGGUUUCCAUUUGUCUUUGUGAAUACAGCCAGCAUUUUUGGGGAAUAUAAUAAUUUGAAUCAUGAAGUGAAACUAUCUCACGCUGCAAACGUUAUCGGUCUCUGUUCGGCGUUCCAUUUGUUCAAUAAAAAAAACUUUUCAAUUUG